UAUGUUUAUAUUCUUGUGUCAAAAGGAACGCAACAUUUCGCGUUGUUUCUUCCCGCUUGGAGCAAAAAUCUAAAUAGCAUACUUUUGGAUUGGUAUAAGCAAUUGAGCAGUGUUUAAAACAAUACAACAUGAAACUAGUGCGCUUUUUGAUGAAACUCAGCCAUGAAACGGUAACCAUUGAGUUGAAAAAUGGAACACAAGUGCAUGGCACUAUAACAGGUGUGGACGUUGCUAUGAACACUCAUUUGAAGGCAGUGAAGAUGACGAUUAAAAACCGGGACCCGGUUACACUGGAUUCGUUAAGCAUCCGCGGGAACAAUAUCCGAUAUUACAUUCUGCCGGACAGUUUACCAUUGGAGACACUACUUAUUGAUGACGCUCCAAAGACACGCGCCAAGAAGCGUGAAGCGAACCGCGGAGGCCCACGAGGACGAGGCAGAGGAACUCGUGGAGGCCGCGGUGGUCCGCGCGGAGGCCGUGGCGGUGGACGCGGACGUGGACGGCGUUAAAUGCGAUGACCGCGGUGCCGAUCGUAACCUCCUCAACAUCUAGCCAUAAGCAAAAGUUUCAUUUACUUUAGGAAUUUGAGGCAUUUCCAGUGGACACUAAGAAUGCAGCGGAAAUACACUUGUAAAAAUGA
Molecule: messenger RNA, 640 nt
Organism: Anopheles coustani
Lineage: Eukaryota; Metazoa; Arthropoda; Insecta; Diptera; Culicidae
Gene: SmD1
Product: probable small nuclear ribonucleoprotein Sm D1
Exons: 2
Coding region: 129-509 (126 amino acids)
Biological process (GO): RNA processing; spliceosomal snRNP assembly
Cellular component (GO): catalytic step 2 spliceosome; SMN-Sm protein complex; U12-type spliceosomal complex
Molecular function (GO): RNA binding
Source: RefSeq, a predicted model, not a curated record